AUGUCAAGAAAACCAUGUUGUGUCGGAGAAGGGCUGAAGAAAGGGGCAUGGACCACGGAGGAAGACAAGAAACUCAUCUCUUACAUCUACGAACAUGGAGAAGGUGGCUGGCGCGACAUUCCCCAAAAAGCUGGGUUGAAAAGGUGUGGAAAGAGUUGUAGACUGCGAUGGACUAACUACCUAAAACCUGAGAUCAAAAGAGGCGAGUUUAGUUCAGAGGAGGAACAGAUUAUCAUCAUGCUCCAUGCUGCUCGUGGCAAUAAGUGGUCUGUCAUAGCGAGACAUUUACCUAGAAGAACAGACAACGAGAUAAAGAAUUACUGGAACACUCAUCUCAAGAAACGUCUGAUCGAACAGGGUAUUGAUCCCGUGACUCACAAGCCACUAGGUUCUAAUACCAACCCUACUGCCACCACACAGCCUGAGAAGUUGCAUUCCCUAGAUGCACCUACUUCCACGUCUCUUCCUCUUUCCUCCGGCUUCAACACAGUUUCCAAGAUCACUAGAAAUGAUGUGGCACCAGUUCAUGGUGGUUCCUUGAGUUGCAAGAAAGGUAUUAAGAAGUCAAGUUCUACAUCAAGGCUUUUAAACAAAGUUGCGGCUAAGGCAACUUCCAUCAAAGAUAUCUUGAGUGCUACUACACUAUCAUAUGAACCCAAUGGCUUCCCUACUCGCAAUGAAGAAGAUAGUUCCAAUGCUCUCACUGACUUCGAUCCCUUUUCACAAUCAUUAUUGCACGAGGUUCAUGCUACUUCUGAUUUUGAUAUGGAUCAUGACGGUUACGAUUUCUCAUAUUUUCUUGAGAAACUGGAGAGAGAUGACCACAACAAAGAGCCCUAUAUGAAUGUUGAGUAUGGUCAUGAUCUUCUUAUAUCCGAUGUGUCCCAAGAAGUCUCAUCAACUAGCGUUGAUGAUCAAGACAAUAUGAUUGGUAACUUCGAGGAUUGGUCAAAUUAUCUUCUUGACCAUGGUGGUUUGAUAUAUGAAUCUCCAUAUCAAAACUGAACGGUUUCAAACUGUUUGAAACUUGCCUGAACGAGAAAGUUAUCUAUAUGUAUUUGUUAUUUGGAUUUUUUAGUAUAUGUCCGAGGUCUCUUGUUUAUUAAUCCCUAGGGUUUUAUAUGAUGUUAAAUAAUUAGGGUUAAUGUUACACUGAGAACCACCGUGCAUGGUACCUUGCGGAUCAAUUGGUAAUUGAUUUGCGUGAGUCACAAUGUUUCAUAAUAUUUAUUAUAAUAAAGGUUGUUUUAUUAUAUUAUCAUUGUUAUUUUGUUGAAAGUUAAAGGCCAUUCUGUAAUCAUCAGUCAUGCUCUUCUUUAUGAUUUUAUAUCAGAGUGUU
This is a messenger RNA of Eruca vesicaria subsp. sativa (arugula), 1339 nucleotides long. NCBI's taxonomy places the organism in Eukaryota, Viridiplantae, Streptophyta, Magnoliopsida, Brassicales, Brassicaceae. The record is from the annotation of a GenBank genome assembly.